This is a messenger RNA of Lates calcarifer (barramundi perch), 4961 nucleotides long. It is a transcript of the gene igsf8, whose product is annotated as immunoglobulin superfamily, member 8. Bases 675 to 2591 code for a protein of 638 amino acids. NCBI's taxonomy places the organism in Eukaryota, Metazoa, Chordata, Actinopteri, Centropomidae. The record is from RefSeq and is a predicted model, not a curated record. The transcript is spliced from 13 exons.
CCCCGACGGAGAGCGGACAGUAAAAGGCAAAAGACAAGAGCAGGCGCUCAUGUGCAGCGACUACCGGCCGGUUAUUUUCCUUACAACAACAGAAGCAGCCACUUUUCUUCAAACUGCUGCUCUCAGAAAACUGCCCCGGACACAGUGUGUUCACAGUGCGGAAGUAUUCAAAGACCCAGCCACACCUGCGGACACCUGUGCUUUUGUCCUGCCUCAUGCCUCCCACCACAACCCCCCCCUCCUGCCCUGCACACACAAGAGGGGAGACUGAUGUGGGGACUUCCUGGUGAUACUGAUCAAGAAGAGAGGAGAGAGAGAAGGGGAUGAAGACGAGCAAAAGCAAGACCUGAGGAGGAUGGAGACGUUGCUGCAGCUUCACACUGGUUUUUCAUCAGCAGCAGCAGCAGGUGGAGGUGUCAGGAAACAACAGGGAAUUAAUAACAGCCGCUCCAUGACUGGACCGGACGGCGUGCCUGUCGAGGCGGUUUAAUCUAAAAGCGAACCGGGGGGAUAUAAUGGACCAGUCGGUGCUCUGACGGAGAUGCGGCGGUGCAUGAAACACAAGACAGUCGCUCUCCGCGGCGGGAUGUGAACUAUGAUCGGCGGUAGACGAGCAGAGGAACACGGAGAGAGAAAUCUGACUCAACAUAAUCCAUCUGGACAUCAGGGGGGAGAUGAGGACCAUGAUGGCUUCGGUGCAAACUGCAUUAUUCUUGUUUGUACACUGGGUGCUCCAGUGUGCCGUGUGUCGUGACGUAACUCUUCCCGCUGGACCCCUCUACCGCGUGGCUGGGUUCCCCCUCUCCCUGCCCUGCACCGUGUCAGGAUACGAAGGCCCGCGCACGCAGGAAUUUGAGUGGUUCCUGUACAGGGAUAAUGCUGGUGGCAGGCAGAUGGGAGUGGUGUCCACCAGGGACAAGGGUUUCCCUUACGCUCCGUUCCAGGCCCGGGUGAAGAACGGGGAGGUGAGGAUAGAGAGGGACUCUGGGGACAAGGUCCGGCUGGUGAUCCAGAGACUCAGGGCUGAAGAUCAGGGAAAGUACGAGUGCUACACACCCAGCACGGACAGCACCUACCAGGGGAACUACAGCGGCACUGUGACUGUCAAAGUGAUCCCUGACACUCUCCAGAUCAGCUACUCCCGCUCUCUCACCGGCCAGCCGGUGCCGGAGGGGGCAGAGUUAAUGCUGACGUGCUCGGCCAGCAUUCAGUCGGAGCAGCUCACCCAUCUGUCCAUCACGUUCGGGAAGCGUGGCGGUGCAGAGAGCUCCGGGGGCGGAGCCGGAGGCGGGGUCAGCACCGUCCGAGAGAUCAUCUCCAUCGACAAAAUGCUGGGGAUCGUCCCCGGGCGUUCCUACAGGAAGCGCUACGAUGACGGGGAGAUCACGCUGGAGAAGAGGAACGGCGAGGGCGGGCAGGGCGUGUACGUGAUGAAGAUGAGAGCGGUGCAGCCAGAUGACACCGGCUCGUAUUUCUGUGAGGCCUCGCAGUGGAUCCUGGAUCCCGAUCGAUCGUGGCAGAAGAUUGCACAGAGGACGCUGGAUAUUGGCAACUUGACUGUUCAGCAACUAGCGGAGUCUCUGAGUGUAACGUCCUCCCCCAGAGGGGAGGUGACCCUGCAGGUCGGUUCCCCUCUCGUCCUGAUCUGUGAGGUGCUGGGGCUGCCGUCUGAAGUGAACUCAGGUCUGCUGGUUCAGUGGAUGAAGAGAGGAUCUGUAAGCAGCGAUGUAGACGGUGCCGGGGGAGUUGAGGUGGAAGUGGCCCGGAUGAGCCCAGACGGGGUCGUGAGCUGGGGGGACGACCUCAGCAGAGCCAGCGGCGGCUCAAUGGAGAAAGUGGCGGAGGGGCGGUACUCUCUGAAGCUGUUCUCGGCCCGGCCCUCUGACACGGGGGUGUAUCGGUGCGUGGUGAGCGUGUACGCCGGAAGGAGCAACCCCGGCCCGUCUACGCCCGCGACACUAACCCAGAGGUCUGAGGGAGUCACCGUCAACCUGAAGACCAAAGACGUGCUGGUUUCAGCUGUGGCUCAGCUCCCUCGCGGCCCCCUGUUAAAACGAGGCAGCACCGUCACCCUCAUCUGCAACGCCACCAUCACAACCACAGGCCGCGCCCAGGCUCAGGUGCAGUGGCUGCGGUGGCCAAUCCCUGAGCCAGUUCUCAAGAAGGGACAGAGUCCAGGAUCUGAUGUCGCUCCACCGAAUCCACCUGUCGAAGAAAAGCCCAGGCUCAUAGCUGCUCUCAUGUACGACGGCGUUGCCAACAUCUACGCCAACGGUAGCGAGAUUAGCGUCGACCGACUGUCGGCUAUCAGCUACAGACUGAGGGUCCACUCUGCGACGAUGGAGGAUCAGGGCAUGUACGCGUGCCAUGCGGAGGCGUGGGGUCAGGACCCGCACGGAGGCUGGUACAACACAGGGGUCAAAACAGAGUCAAAUGCAGUGACUGUUUACCUGUACGCCAGAGCUGCCGACCUCCUCCUCAUCCCCUUGGUUAUCGGCGUCUCCUCCGCCUUGUUCGUGGGCAUCGUCAUCAUCGCGGCAGUGACCUGCUGCUUCAUGAGGCGCCUGGCGAGGCAGCGUGCUCGAAAAUAGACGUCCACUGCUGCCGUCUGAAACCCGGUCGGUUGUGAAGAGGCAGAAAGAGGCGACGCGCAGAAUGUGACGGACGAAAAUGGCCGAGAAACAACUUCAAGACAAAGGUGAAGUUAGAAAAACAACUGCCACCUUGUUAGCUGAUGAUUUUCUGUGUUCUGACCUACCUGUUUAACAAUCAAUGCCAAAAGAUUCUGUUUUGUAUUCUCGUGUAUUUUUUAUAUCCAAACCUUCUCUGACUAACAUAUUUUAGUGAUUGCUGCUGUCACACACCAGUAGGCGUAAUAUCCCACCUAAGCCACAACUCUCCACCUUUUUAACGAUCCCUCUGUCCCAGCUCAUCUUUCUGUUUUAACUGGAUCCAAAAUUCAGAGGCAAGACAUUCGUGACAAGGUCAAACAUAAAGAAGGUGGUUUGAUUGUUACAGUAAGAUGCUACCAGAUGUUACUCAGCCUGUCACAUGAUGGUACCACACCACUCUGUUUUUGCAAAUUGUUCCAGUUGUUCCUCUGUGAAACAGCAUGUUUUUUUUCUUUGAAUACAAAACCCAACAAUGUAAUAAGCCUGUAGCACUGCCACUGACGGUCACAUGAAUGCUGAUGGGAGCAGCUCAGCCUCCAGAAACGUAAUAUGAGCAGGGACCUUCCACCGCCUGCAGUCCGGCACCACUCUGCAUGUAAACAAAGUCUCUGUCUGUUGCUUAAUAAGGAAGGCGCUGGCUGGGGACUUUCUGAUGCCUAAGACCAAUUGAGUACCAAUUCUAAACACAAGCAUUCCUCGCCUGCGACGCUUCACGCUGUAGUUGGUUUUCUAUACGGACUUGUAUAGAUUUGACAAAGAGAAAUGGAGGAGCUAUCCAUUAUGCACUGACUGAAAUAUGUAAAUACUCUGGAAUUUAGCUGUUUUAUUUUUCUUAAUGUGAGUAAAUCGAUGCUGUAGCGCCAUGUUCGUCUUUGAUAAAGCACCUGUGUGUUUAACAUUCUGCAGCAGUCUGUUCUGCUCCUUUGAAGCACUUGGACAAAAACGGGACUGGGACCAAAGCCCCUUUGUAUCUUUCUUUUACUUGAUUUUUUUCCAGCUGAAAAGUCAUUUCUUUGCUGUUCCUGAGCGAGUACUUGUGAGUGUUUCUUUUCUUCUUUCUUUUUGAGCGAGUUAAUGGCUCCUCUGCUCUCGACAAGUGACUGAGAGACAGUGCUGUGAGAAAAGAAUUCCCCGUUUGUUACACUGAGUGACAGGAAAGCUGUUGUGUUCAGGAUUCUGUCCCCGCGGUGAAAGUUUCCUAUGAGCCGCAGUCAUACGACUAGAUAGUUUAGUGAAGUCUCACUAUAGUCGUCAUCGUAGCCAUCAUGUGGUCCAGGCCACACAUUUCUGCUGCCAAGACCUAUUAUGAGUGUAGCCUCCGCUGCUAUCCCGCAGAAAUCUGUUGGACAGAUUUACUGUGUCUGCGCACUUAAAAUGAGUGAAAUCCAUCCUCCUCUUCCUGUUGAAAGUAACACUUAAGAAAAGUUUGGUCAUGCAUGCGUGGCCACAUUGUGUGAUUUAAGGUUUGAUACAUGUUGGUGGUAAGGAGGAGGAAAGUCAAAUUUGUUGUUACCCAGCUCGCAGCUCUCUCAUUGAAAUUAUUUCAAAUCUCUCGCUCGCUCUCUGGCUUUGGCUUUUCUAAAUUUGCUUGCACUGAGCUAUACUUUACUGUCUCAGUGUCUCUUUACUGUCUGUCUGUCCCUCGUCUCCCGCUUGGUUUUCCAUGUGGGAUGUGUAAAUCUGCCCCCGUCCUGCCUAACCUGUGCUCCCAUAAACCCCCGAUUAUAAAUGUUCACGAACAUUAGGGAAUAAAAUCACAGCUCUGCUCGCUUCCUGAGCCACUUUGUUCCAGAUCAACUACUCAAAGCUGAUUUGACCCACCCACUACAUGAUUACACACUUGCAUGCACGCACACACACAUGCAAACAGAUGCACGUGCACUCAGCAGCACAGCAGCAGCAUCAGGACGGUGCUGGCUGGCAUUUCAGAUGGAAGUCAGUGUGUAUCUGUGUGUUCUUGUCUAAUCCCUGUUUAUGGCUGCCCCUCCCCCCUCUCUCAGUGUGUGUUACAGAGUCAGUGUGGCUCACUUCUCUGAGAAUUACAGCCAGCUGCAGACGUGUAGCACACAGCCUGCACACAAUGAAAACUGCUGUUUAAGUUGUGUAAAGUUGUAUUAAACCCUCUCAUGAAGGUGUUCUGUUUUAUUGGGAUUGUUUACUCUUGCUUUAAUACCACUGCCCCUGAAUGCAUCUUGCUGCCAUUGGUUAUUGCUCAGUUUGUUUCUUAUGGUGCUUUGGCAAACCUGCCAGUUGAUAAAACCAAUAAACCACUCUGGAUUUAUAAUGUCA